CUAAUUUACUUCAUCCGAUACUAACUGACGAAAAGAACUCGGCAUCAUGAGUGAUUCGCAAGGACACAGAGCAGAAGGUCGACCUUAUCGGUCACAUCUGCACCCGGCAUGUUUUUCAUGCAAGAAGCGGAAGUCCCGAUGCAGGACGCAAAAUGCCUCGACAAUCUGCAUCAUGUGUCAGGUUCACGGCACCGAAUGCAUUUUCCCGAGCCCGGACAGUAUUCACCACUGUCAAGGACUGGCUUCGCCGCGGAAAUCCAAUGUCAACCUGAGACGUCGAGCCGCCCGUGGAAGGCACAGCCAACUUAGCGCACGAGAGAAGGCUGGCCCACGGCACAUGCACAUAGCAGGUCUGGAAAAUAAUGACACCCCGCAGAAUGAGCAAGAAUCCGGUGCCUUGCCAAGCAUAGUGGGAAUGGUUGCUGGAGCUGGGGAUGAUAACCCUCACAUUGUCAGCCCGGCCGUAGCGGAGGAUAACCGAUUUCUUGAGAACUAUCUGUCAGCCCUGCCAACUGCACAGGAAACAUGCUUCAGUCGGUCGGGACCCGAAUCUGAUCGCUCCUUCAGACCGGUACGAUUUAACUUGGUCCCAAGGAGACCGUUGGGGGUUUGUGCAAGCCAGACACUGGCUGCAGCCAAAUGUGAAGUGAUUGAGAAGUAUAUGGGGCCCAACAUGGAGGAAUAUCUGGAUCUGUUCUUUCAAAGAGCAAAUGUAUGCUUCCCAAUCUUUGACGAAGCUUCAUUCAGAAGUGCAUAUUCUCUUCAGAGGGACAAACUCUCGCCUGCUUUACUGUGUAAUCUAUAUGCCAACUCCUUGGUCUAUUGGCAAGCAUCCUCCACUUUAUCAACGAACCAUCCUCCCGACAUGCGUUUCAUCUGGAAUCAAGCCAACGAGGCCCUGCAUUCAGAGCUGUUCUUAUCCCCGGGGAUAUCCACGGUAAUGUCGAUCUUGAUCAACGUCUGUGGGCGACCCAGCACUUCAAUGUUUGGCAACGGUGGAAUGGUGGGCACUGCAGUUGCCCUCGCCAAUGCUCUUGGACUGCACCGCGACCCCUCGGGCUGGGGCAUAUCGUCUCUCGAGAGGAGUCUUCGGAUUCGGCUCUGGUGGCUCGUCCUGAUUCAUGAUCGCUGGUGCAGCCUAGCUUAUGGAACACCGUUGCAAGUCCAUCGAGCUCAGUACGAUGUGCCUUUUCCAACGGCAGAUGACCUCUGUGCUGUCGAAACCUCGCCAUAUGGAAGAUCGACAGCUUCUGUUUUCGUUGCGAUGACCACGCUGACGGAUGUGCUCGCCCGAUAUCUAGAACAUAUAUAUGCCGUGUCGAGUAGUUUCCCAGUGGUUGAGCAAUCCGCCCUAGACUUGGAACGCAUGCUGAAUGAGUGGGAGGAGGCAUUGUCUGAAGACAUGCGCAAUCUCGUUCUUCGGGGAAUGCAUCAGGACCUACCGAGUGCUGCUAAUUUUCGUCUGGCUUACCUCGCAGUCAAGCUUCUGCUUCGGCGCAUACAGCUUGAUCUCAGUAGGAGCUCGGCAGGCGCAGACGACAAUAACUCCUCACCCUUCUACAUCCCUGCUCAACGGGCCGCCGAAGACAUUGCGUACUUUGUGCAAGGGCUGACCGAGGAUCAGCUCUGUGGGUUCUGGAUUCCAGUGCACGCGUUCUCCAUCACGUCAGCCACGAUGCUACUGCUUCGAAGUGGCUUGCGUAUAAGACACCAGCCUCACAAUAUGCCGUUGAAAAUUGCAAGAGAUCUCAUUGAUGCGCUACGGGUACACAGGGAGAGGUACGGAUGGGAUCUUGCGGAUCACUGUCUUUCGCACUGCAGUGAGUUGGUUGAGAAAGUGGGGAUGCACAGUGAACAAACCGAUGAUAGUCUCCUGGCGCCAGAUUGUGCCGAUCUACCUUGUAACAUUGAUAUGGACCCGGCUACUCUGGAGGAGCUCUUUGUCGGGAUCACUGGAUUCCCGGUCGAAUUCGAUGUCUAAAGUAUAGGUAUGGGUUUUGAGUAG
This is a messenger RNA of Aspergillus brunneoviolaceus CBS 621.78, 2005 nucleotides long. RefSeq names its product Zn(II)2Cys6 transcription factor. Gene Ontology annotation, biological process: DNA-templated transcription. Gene Ontology annotation, cellular component: nucleus. Gene Ontology annotation, molecular function: DNA binding; zinc ion binding; DNA-binding transcription factor activity, RNA polymerase II-specific. The transcript is spliced from 2 exons. NCBI's taxonomy places the organism in Eukaryota, Fungi, Ascomycota, Eurotiomycetes, Eurotiales, Aspergillaceae. The coding region runs from base 47 to 1981 and encodes 644 amino acids. The record is from RefSeq and is a predicted model, not a curated record.